Molecule: messenger RNA, 663 nt
Organism: Oppiella nova
Lineage: Eukaryota; Metazoa; Arthropoda; Arachnida; Sarcoptiformes; Oppiidae
Source: the annotation of a GenBank genome assembly
AUGGAUUCCUGUGUACUUCAGUAUCAGAAUAUUCUGUGCGAACACUGUUUAGGUCCGGUGGCCGGUGGUCUCACAACAACCUACGGGUGCCGUACUGGUCUGGGAUUACUAUACUUACCACAAGUAAUGAUAGUUACGUAUUGGUUUGACAAACGGUUAUCAUUGGCCACAGGGAUAGGUGUUUGCGGGACUGGUAUAGGAAUAGCUAUAUUCGCGUUACUGUCCGAUCACUUGAUAGAGACGUACGGCUGGAAGGGAGCGAUGCUUCUGCUGUCGGGCCUUAUGUUCAGUUGUAUCGCCUUUUCGUCGCUCUUCCGGAAAGUGGAUUACAUGGAGGAGAAGAGUCACCUCAAGACAGCCCUCACUGAGACCUUUGACUUCCAUAUCCUUACGGAUGUGGUGUUCACAGGAAUGGGAACGGGAGGGGAUGCCGUCAAUCUCAUGGUGUUCUUCGGUCUCUCCAACGCUUUCGGCAGAGCUUUCUUCGGAUAUAUCGCAGACUUUCCAUCACUUAAUCGUAUUAUACUCUACGGUCUGUCUGUUCUGUCAUACGGUGUGGCCAUUGGUUUGAUCGCUGCUUUCGGACAAAACUAUACACUUCUCCUGUUCCCGGGCACCGAUUGGGAUACCCAGAAACCACUUUCAACACUACUGACUCAGUAG